This is a messenger RNA of Drosophila santomea, 5275 nucleotides long. It is a transcript of the gene Pits, whose product is annotated as probable E3 ubiquitin-protein ligase IRF2BPL. The record is from RefSeq and is a predicted model, not a curated record. Gene Ontology annotation, biological process: regulation of transcription by RNA polymerase II. Gene Ontology annotation, cellular component: nucleus. The coding region runs from base 636 to 2489 and encodes 617 amino acids. The transcript has 4 exons. Gene Ontology annotation, molecular function: transcription corepressor activity. Lineage: Eukaryota; Metazoa; Arthropoda; Insecta; Diptera; Drosophilidae.
UGCCCGCCAAGGUCCACUCUAUCAGCGAGUUUUGUGGCGUCCGGUUGGCCUUUCCGUUAUUCGCUGCGUCGCUGCGAUCUUGUUCCUCCACGUUUUUGGCGUCGUCGUACGUUUACGUGUCUCGCUUACUCGCGCGCACUCUCUCUCUUUCACUCUGCUGCGCGCGUGCCUAAGUGUGCUCUGUGUGUGUGUGUGUGUUUGUGUUGGUGUGUGUGCCUCUGUGUGCGUGCGUGUUGGCGAGCAGCGCAGCGCAAUAGAAAAGAAGAAGCAGAAGCAAAAAACAUAAGUGAAUUUUUUUUCGGGUGGAAGCGCGGUGAAAAAUGCGUGCCUGCGCGCGUGUGUGUGUGCGUGUGUGCGAAAAUCAAUACGAAAACAUGAAUAACAAAAGCUAAGAAAAAUAGCUACACGCACAACAAAAAAAGAAGCUGAAGCUAAAACAUAAAAUACAAAGAAGGAAAAAACGUGAAAAAUAAUAAAUAAUAGGAAUAGGGUAGCCAGCAGGAAGGAACAGUUAGCCAUUCCAGUGAGCUAAAACAGCACACACACGCACGAACCCAUUUCCACAUCCAGCCCAUCCAGGGCUUCCAAUUGACAGUUGCCAGCAGCCAGUUGCCAGUUUCCAGGACCGCAGCAGGAUGUCGCUGCAAACGAAAAGGCAGCACUGCUAUCUGUGCGAUUUACCCCGCAUGCCAUGGGCGAUGAUCAAUGAUUUCUCGGAGGCGGUAUGCCGCGGUUGCGUCAACUACGAGGGCGCCGAUCGCAUCGAGGCGGUGCUGGACGCCGCCCGCCAAAUGAAGCGUCUCCAUCCCGCCAGCAAACAGCAGCGUUCCCAUGAGAACGGCGAAGUAUCCGCCGCUGCAGCAGCAGCCGUCGUCCUGCAACAGCAGCAGCAACAACAGUUACAAGUUGGUCCAGUACCGGGACCAGGACCGGGUUCCCAUCGCGGCGGUGGCGGCGGCGGUCCACCGGGUGCUCCGCCCGGCAGCGGUGUUCCCGGUCCGUCGGGCGCCGGUUCGUUGAGUUCGCUGGGCAAUGCCGUUGCUGCUGCCGCUGCCGCGGCUGCAGUGCAUCAUCACCAUCAGAUGCCCUAUCAAAUGCCCGUGCCACGCAUCGGUCCGCCACUGGACUAUCCCGUUAAGCUGGAGGAUGCGCCUGGCGGCGGUGUGCGACCCGUACGCAUUUCACACAUGACGCCCCACCACCUGCCGCCAAAUGCGACCCGCGGCGGUGGCGGUGCACCCGGCGGCGGUGUACCCACUGCCGGCAGUGGCGGUGGCAGCCUACCGCCCGCCCUCUCCGUAAAUCUAAAGCGACCGCCCAGCGAGGAUGUCGAUGUGGAUGUGAGCCAGCAGCAACAGCAAUCGGGACACGGCCUGCCGCCAGAUGGCGGUGCUGGCAACGCCCUAUCCGCCGGCGGAGGCGUGGCCGGUGGCGGUCCGCCCGGCAUCAAGCGCAGCGCCAUGGACGAUCCAACGGGAGGUGGCGGCCGACCGCCAUUGACGCGCGGCGAAUCCCUUCCAGCGGCGGUCAGCUAUGUGCCCGAGCGGCAGCUCAGCGGACUCCGUGAUAAGCAGCAGCCGGUCAGAGCGCCCAGUUUCGAUGCAUCGACCUUCAAAGCAGAGCACAUGUCCCCAGCCAGUCGACGCAAUGGAUCGAGUCCGCCCUCGGGACCGCUGCCACCGCGCAGCGUACACUCGCCGAACAGUUCGGGUUCCUCGUCGGGACGUCGUUCUUCCGGAUCCCGACACGUGUCCAGCACCACCGUUACCAGCUCCGAGGUGGGCGGUUCAAAUCCGGGCCAGGCGGUGGUGGCCGGCGGCCUUGGGGGCGGUGGCGGCGGAGGACCCGGCUCGAAUGCAGCCAGCGGCCAACUGGGCGGACCCAGUGGCGGCAGUGGACAGCUGAGCUGUACAAGCGGCGGACCGGGCGGCGGUGCCAGUUCCGGUAGCGGAGGCAAUGGAGCCAUUGGUCCCGCCUCGAUGGCACAAAAUUCAGUGACCGGUGAUGGCAGUCCGGCCGGCGGUAAUGGUCCAUCCGGCAGCAACGGGAGCGGCGGCUCUGUGAAUCCCGGUCCCGGCAGCAGUGGCAGCCAGGGCGGCGGGGGAGGCGGCACACCGCUGGCCAGCGGCGGCGGUUCGGCGGGCAGCGGCGGUCUCGGCGGAGCUCCGGGCAGCAGUGCCGCCUCAAAUUCAGCAGCGGCAGCGGCGGCGGCAGCUGCCCAGAAUGCCACGCUCAAGUGCACCCUGUGCCAGGAGCGAUUGGAGGACACGCACUUUGUGCAAUGUCCCUCGGUGAAUCACCACAAGUUCUGCUUUCCCUGCAGUCGCGAGAGCAUCAAACGACAGAAUGGACUGGGCAACGAGGUGUACUGUCCCAGCGGCGAUCGCUGUCCGCUAGCCAACUCGGUGAUACCGUGGGCCUUUAUGCAGGGCGAGAUCACCACCAUUCUGGGCGAGGAGGUCAAGGUGAAGAAGGAGCGCGAGUCUUAAUGUCCAUUUUACUGUAAGAAGCUGCGCAGGGCUUUGGAGCACUUUUGAGAGGCGACAACUCCCCGGAUAAUAUCUGGCAUCCAACUCUCGACACUCUCUGUUGGGUCAAUGGUUUAAGAUUGGGGGAAAUUUAAAGGAGUAACCGUUUUUUUUUUGGCCACGGCGGCGGCAUUUCAUCAGUAGCAGAUAUGAAUGUAUAUGCACUGUAUUUGUCCAUGACGACCGACCAAACAACAACAACAACUACAACAUCAGCAUAAACAACAACAAAACCACAAUUUUGUAGGCAUAAGCAACAAAAAACAAAUAAGAGAUGAAAUCACGUAAAUGAAAAUUGAAAUUUGUUACCAGCAAAGUGAGUUUAUGAAGAAGAAAGAAAACACCAAAACGCUCGCAAAUCAGAAAAUCAGUAAAACAAAUGUAAGCGAAUGCGUUGAUACACAUUUUUGUAGCUUACUUAUAGAGAAUGGGCGUUGGUAAAUUUGUCCAAAAAAAAACAAAAAAAUACCAACCAACACGAAAUUUCUACGAAAAUGCAUACGUAGUCAAGUGAGAAAGAUUUUCGAACCGAAAUGAAACGAGAGAAACUUGAAAUUUUUCUUAAUAAAACGAUAGUAAACUAAAAUCAACCUAAUUGUAGCAGACACAAGCGGCAAACACAAACCACAAAUAAAGGAAAAUACACUUGCUGGCAUUAGAUAUAAAAUCCUUUUUUUUAAUACGAUUAUACAUAAAACCUAUACAUUAGACGAUAAUUAUAAUUCUGUUAUGUAGGCGAGCGAUUUAGUUCAUAAGUUACACUUAGUUUGCACUAAUUAAUUAAUUUAUUUCUAUACAUGUUGCCUAAUUUACAAUCGACAUUUUACCCUCCUUCCCUCACUCUUUUACUUUUUUUUUUUUUAAAUACUUUUAUUCGGAUAAUAACACUUUUUUUUUUGUAAGUUAACUAAUUUAAAACACAAUGAAAAAACGAAUGGAAACGAUAGAGAGAAAAACAGUUAUUAUGCUAAAGAAAUGUACAUACGUAUGCAUACCACAUAAUCGGAAUAUAAAUAUAUACAUAUAUUUAAUAAUAUAGAAAUAUAUUUCAUGUUGAACACGAAAUUGGCGGCAAAAACAACUGGCAACACACCGAUAACGGAGUUGCAGUGGAAUUUUAAACAGACUUUUAAAUCACAGCGAAUCCCAUUCGCUCACUGAACAUUUUAGCAACACUUUUUGUGCUUUUGAACGAGGCAGUGGAGCCAACUGGGCGAUAACUCCUCUUGGGUAUUAGAUUGGCAAAUGUUUUUUAGCUAUAUAUAUAUGCAUAUAUAUAUAUAGGAUGUAUAUAGCCGAUGUUGCUGGGCGUGAAUUGCAAAAAGUAAGAAGCACACACAAACUGGACCAACCAAUCGAAAAAGCACAACCAAUCUCGAUAUCGGUUAGAAUCGAACAUUACCAGCAAUACAACUUUUUUGAAUGCCUCCCAAUAGACGGCAUUUGGUGGGACUGUAUCAAUGCCAAUUGUCCUUUUUGCGGUUCCAAUUUGAAACUGAUUUAUAAAUGCUGUCUACUGAAGGCUGUUUUUACUCGGCUCGCAAGAAAUCCGAAUGGAAAGCUAUAUUAACAUAUAGGAAGAAAGCCGUCAAGCGAAUCGAUCAUCAAAUACAAUUUAUAUAUGUAUGCAUAGCACAUAUAUAUACAUAUAUAUAUAUGAUUAUAUACAAGUAGAGGCAUAUUGAGCAAGGCAUAUUAUCAAGUUCAAUUUGCCAAAUUCAUUCGAUUUACUUCGGCGUCUUUAAACUCUAUUAAUGAAAGGAAAAUCGUAGAGUUUAUUUGGAAAUAUAUUUAAAUCUAUUAAUACGAUUUUAAUUUCAUUUUUCAUAGUUCCAAAACAAAUUUCCCAUUCAGUAGAACAAUUUAUUCUGUUUGAUUUUGAAGAAAUCUCUUUUUCGGAUAGACAGCAGCAGUUUGAUUGUCGAGGUAUUUCGAUGAUUUCGAUAGAAGCAUUAAAGAAUCGGCAAUUAUCGAUAGCAACACAUUUUCACGAAAUCGCUGGAACAGUAAGUGAACGAGAACGGAGAACUUACAUAUGUGAAUCUUUAAUUCCCUAUUAAUAAUUAUUUUUAAAAGCUAUCAGUACUCUUUCGUUAAACGCACGAUAUAAGCUAAUAAAAUUACUUUUAAAACAAAAAACUCAAAAGAACCAUAGUUUACGGUAGUUUUUCGUUUUGAAACUGAUAAUGUUUGCAGAAAUGCUGAGUUUAAUGCACAAUUUCUACACAUUUUGGUUCCUUUUCAAGGGAAAGAGCAGUUGGAACAAAAACAAAAAGAUAUAAACACAUUUUGUGAUAUAGCCUAGCAAGAAGAACAACAGGAAGAGCAUGAGAUCCUGGAAAUCGGAAAUACCAAAAUGAAAAAUGCAUGAAAAGCAAAAUAGCUAAGAAAACUUUAAACAAGUUUAGCACUUUGGCAACGAUCUCAAAAUAAAAAAAAAGAGAUUCCCAAUUAAAGAAAUCAACACGAAAAGUGAAGAAAAAUUGAAAAAAAUGAAAAACAAUUUAUAAAGAAAUCAUACAAUAGGCCAAUACCAACGUUUUAGCAAUCUAAGUCUAAGAAGAAAACUAAUCGAAAUUUUCUUUACAACAAAACUAAACUUAAUAAUAACUAACGUUUGUAAACCUUGUGCGUGUGUGUGUAAAACAGUAGUGCUAUCUAAAUAUAAUACAGAUUAGAUAUCGCAUAAUGCAUCAACCCUAUAUAAGUACGAGUACAUACAUAUUAAAAAAAAACAUUAAAAAAAA